AUGGCUGCGGCGAAUCCAGCUCCAGCACCGUUCAGUGAACAGCUGCGCGCGUUGGCCGCAUGUCUUGGCGUCUCAGUCGAUUUGGCGCCAAUUUCCGAACUCGCCGACAAGCCUGACCAACGCGCCAUGCUCAUGCAACUUUUGGAUGGUCAACAAGCCGGCACUGUUACUCCAACUGACGAGCAGAAAACCGCCGAUGCCGCAGCUGCACUCCUGCAGUUGGAUUUAGGCUACUAUUCGUUGGAAUAUCUUGAGGAUGGAGUGACUGGCACCUACCUGCUCAAACGGUUGAAAUGGGACCUUUCCUAUCAGCUGACGCUCGACCGCCUAUACAAGCAAAUCGCAGAACAGCGGCAGAAAAUCGCUGGAAUCAGCCUCACCGGUCCCACAGCGCUGAUUACUGAGGCGGACGAGCUUGAAAAGUACUUCGGAAAAAACGCUGACUGUCAGAGUGCUAAAAUGUAUGCAGACUCGGGCACGGGCUGCACACAAGUUUCAGCUUGUCGAUCGUGA
Messenger RNA from Capsaspora owczarzaki ATCC 30864, 513 nucleotides. RefSeq lists its product as hypothetical. Lineage: Eukaryota; Filasterea; Ministeriida; Capsasporidae. The transcript is spliced from 5 exons. The record is from RefSeq and is a predicted model, not a curated record. Bases 1 to 513 code for a protein of 170 amino acids.